Messenger RNA from Aureococcus anophagefferens, 1276 nucleotides. Its product is annotated as expressed protein. The transcript has a single exon. The annotation marks the transcript as partial. The record is from RefSeq and is a predicted model, not a curated record. NCBI's taxonomy places the organism in Eukaryota, Pelagophyceae, Pelagomonadales, Pelagomonadaceae.
CCUGCGGAACGCUAUGUUACGGAGCGACUCCCUGGAGAACAUGAAGAAGUACGUGUCGAACUACAACAUCCUCGACGGGCCGAAGAAGGCGCCGGCGACGGUGCGCUUCACGCGCGACGCGAACAUCGAGAUCAUCCGCGUCUCCAACGGCGACGACGACGUCGACUUCUUCGGCACGCCCGUGGCGCCCGACGGCCCCGGCCCCGGCGCCCGCGAGGCGCCGGCGGAGGCCGCGGCGCCGGCGCGCGCCGACGACAAGCUCCGGGCGACGGCCUUCGGCCGGCUCCUCGAGGACGAGCGCCGCGCCGCCGCGCCGCCGGCCGCCGGCGACGGCGCGCGCGACGGCGAGCGCGCGCGCGGCGGCGACGGCGGCGGCGACGACGGCGCGAGCUCCGACGACGGGAGCGUGGCGCGCUCCGACGACGGGAGCGUGGCGCUCAGCAUCGCGUCGACGGCCGCGGACUCGCAAAGCGCCGAAAACCGCCGCGAGAUGAUGACCGUCCGCGUGCGCCGCGCCGACGGCCGCGUGCGGCGGACGCUGCGCGUGCCCCAGUCGACGGACCUCGAGCUCCUCGUCGCGUCCGUCGCGCGCGAGGAGGGCGUCGCCGCCGCGCGGUGCCGCGUCAAGCCCCGCGACGGGCAGCCGCGGCCGCGGCCGCGGCCGCCGCGCGCGGCCGCGGCCGGCGCGGACGCCGCGCGGCGCCGCGCGCGGACGGCAUUCGAGCGCCGCGCGCUCGGCCUGCUCUGCGUCGUCGCCGCGGUGGUCGCGCUCCUCGCCGGCGGGCUCCGGCGGGCGCCGCCGCGCGGCGGCGACGUCGUCGCGCUGGGCGAGGCGCGGUCCGAGCUCGAGGCGCUCCACGCGGAGAUCACCGCGGCGCGCGACGAGCUCCGCGACGCGCGCGACGAGAUCAAGCGCCUCUCGAAGCAGAUGCAGGCCGCCGUCCGCGAGGCCCGGCGCGCGGCCGGCGGCGCCGAGCCGCGGCCGCGCCGCGCGAACCCGCUCCUCAACGUCGUCACGCUCGGCGCCGCGGGCCGCCGACAGCGGCGGCGACGCGGCGACUAGCCCGCCGCGAGGAGCCUAGCCCGUCUCGAGUUUAGCAUCAUUGCCUCUCGAGGCGCACCGUGAAUCGCGGAACUCGCUUCUCGAUGAAGUCUCGCGAGACCACCUCAUACCCUUGCUGGAGCGAGCCGUCUUUCCUGGUGCCGCCGUAGCGGUAGGUCACCGUGCGCGCGUUCAGGUCCGCGCUUUCGAGAAUCAUCGAAUCGCCGACCCGUC